Molecule: messenger RNA, 1503 nt
Organism: Gymnogyps californianus (California condor)
Lineage: Eukaryota; Metazoa; Chordata; Aves; Accipitriformes; Cathartidae
Gene: AUNIP
Product: aurora kinase A and ninein interacting protein
Exons: 3
Coding region: 61-1257 (398 amino acids)
Biological process (GO): spindle organization
Cellular component (GO): spindle pole; centrosome
Source: RefSeq, a predicted model, not a curated record
CUCCCCUCCGCGCUCCGGCAGGCCGGCCGGAGACCGACCGGAGGCCGCCCGGUGCUGGGGAUGAAGCGCAGACGCAGAGGCGGCGCGGCCCAGCAGGCCGAAGCGUGCGAUGUCUGGCUGGACACCGCCGAGCUGAAGCAGAGCGCGGCGCAGUCUCUCACAGCCAAGCCAAAAGUAUCUAGUCGAAUUCUGGAAAGGAAGCAUGCCUCAGUCGCUUUCAUGCAGGCAAGAGCCUCUCAGCCACGCACCAAGCAAACCACCAUCUCCGCCUUCUUCAGCACUCAGACAGAUGAAAAAGACAAAGAAAACUCCAGGCCAUCUCCUUUCAUCCUGAAGAAAGACUGUAAAGAAAAAGGCAUUUCUUUGGCUGCCUUCCCUGUGAAGAUCUUGGCUUUGCCGCAGAUGGAGGAAGCCCAGAAACAAUCCUUCAGAGCCGAGGAGGAGAUGGCGCAGGUUGCACCCCAGCGUCGUGCACAGAAAGCACCGGCCUCGCCGACUCCUUUGCCAGACUCCUUGGUGUUACAAGCGGAGUCCCACAGCAAGAGUGAAGCCUCCUGUGGGGCGGGAGAGGAUUGCUGCUGCUUCAGCUUCACCCAGGAUUCAGAGGGCAACCGGAUCAUCGCUCACAGAAACGACUCCGAUUUAUUUGCUGGAGAAACCGUUUCAGCAAGCGGCAACAUAACCUCAGGGAAGAGAGCAGGCUGCGGGACAAACAAACAAGCAGGCCAGCCGCUCCCAGAGGAGGCAAAGACCGAGCUUGAUUUCCAACCAAGACUUGGUGCAAACCAGAGUAAGAAACCACACCAAUCAAGUAGUGUUAAUUCUUUAAUUGAUUUCUCUGAGACCGAGAAUAUAAAUCCUACUCUAACGAGCAACAGUACCUGGGCUGCUGGGUUUUAUUCAUCUCCACAAAGACCAGCGAGAGCGCGGCCUCUGAGCGAGCGCAGCCAGAACGCUGGUGCUGGUUCAGGCGAGGAGGGAUGGGGCGGCAAGGCAGGGCUGCGCAGUCCCUGCAGGCAGUUGUUCACCCAGGAUUCCGAGGGGAACAGAGUAAUCGCUCACCGCUGCCGGAACAUCCCGUCUCCUCCCAAGGACACCGGCAGCUCUCGCAGGCAGCUGCCCAACUCUCCCUACAAGGGCUGUUCCAGCGAUGCUGCAAACAGGAGCUUGAGCAAACCUGAGGAGCAGCGGUUAGAUGUGAGCUAUGAUUUACUGUUCACGCAGGAUUCGGAAGGGAACAGAGUGAUUAAACACUGAUAAGCGACCUUGAAUGGGUGGCCUGUAUGACCUCUUGUGAAGCCGCGAGAAAGCACUUUUUUGUAAGAAAGCAGUCAGAAUUAGGUAAGUGUACCCGUUGUUUCUGUAUGUAUGGUCUAGUCAGUAUAUGCCUUAGACCCAUGCAACAGGCAGGACCUCUUUAUUCUCCAAAAUUUUGCUUUAAUAAAAUUUUGAAGGAGUAUGUUUAUAAUGGUUUGACUGUUUCAAUCGUGAUUACAGCCUACG